AAGUUGUCUAAUAUUUCAGCAUGGCGGCUGUUCAAUAUAAAUUGUCUCGUUGCGUUAGAAAUGGACCUUCUCAAAAGACUCCAGAGGAGUUGAGAAGACUCGAAAAGGGAUUUGUUUUGGAUAAUAUUGCAGUGAGUACGCUGUCGGAUGAUUCUGGACGCGCAAAUCCGAAGAUGAGCACAGCUAUUCCACCUUACAACGCGCAAAUAGACCCGCACACCAAAAACUACUUCGAAAAGAAACUUGUUCAGAGAUUACUAACCAGAACUCAACAGCCACCUCCAGGAGACUCCAUCAGUGGUAAACAAAUGGAUAAAUUUUAUAAUAAAGGAAUGAUGGGGACGUAUUUAAGCUACAGGAAUAGUGCUGGAGCAGGAUAUUCAAGGGCACAGGUUAGUGGGCACAGCUUGUUCUUAGAAGGGCUACCUCCUAUUAAUGGAUGGCAUGGCGCAUUUGGAUUCAGAAGAAACACGCCUUGGCUACGAAGACAACCUUCUGUUUUUAUAGGAAAAGUUGACAGCCGUUCAGUUGUGCCAUAAUAAAAAAAAAGACAGGUAGAUAGCAGAGGAUCAAAGUAAAGGAUUGGGGUUGAAAGGACUCAGUGGUACAUCUCUACCCUAAACAGGCAAGAGUACACCACAGGCCAAGGUUGUGGGGGUUGUUGGUAAUGAUUGUUCAUAGGGUGUUUAGAUUGGUGAUGGGGUGUUAAUUGGUACUCGAUUGGUUGUGGUAGUUGCUGUUGAUGUAGCACCACAAGUGAAUAAGGAGGAAACUUAAAACCAUUGUGACAGAGUCAAAAGAACGUUAUUUUAAACAAAAGUAAAUCGGACUUUAACCUAGUUUUAGUUAGUUUAAUUACGAUUUCGGAUACUAAGGAAUGUUCUUCCUUCAUAUCAAGUGAAAUCUGCAAACAAGUAGUUAAUUAAUUUCCUGGGAUUACAUGAGUAAUGUUAGCAUAAGCCACGUUUUACGGAACAAGUGCGCCUUGGGCGUAUUGUGCGUGGAUUAUUGUAAUACAUGAGGAAUGCAGACUCAAGUAUAAAUAGAGCUUUUCAAGUAAAUUUAGUCAGUAUAGCAAGAGAACUUGGAAGAGCGUCGAACCACAGAUUAAAGACAAAGAACUCGCGUCGUUAGAAGGUACAAUCCUUGCUGUUUAUUACACACAUAUAUCUAACCUAGGAUAAAGUUAAGAUAAUUUUGUGUUAGAUUAUUGCUAUAUCUAGUCAUUAUACUUCGUAGUUAAGUAUCAGAGUAAGUUCUAGUAUUUAAAUCACACGUGAAUAACCUUAAGCGAGUAACAUAAUAAUCAAUUUCACGGUAAUUAACUCUAAACAUAAACAAUAAGGUUUUGCACUAUAAACUCGUAGUCAGGAUAAUUCUCGUCUUAAACAAGUAAAUCUAGCAUCACUUAGCGUUUUCAGUGUUGAACUAACGAAGUUAAACCAUAAAUCUAAGGAUAGUAGUUAAAUCUAGCAUUCAUCGUUUAUUAGCCAUCAUUGGUAAACUCGCGUAUAAACCAAUAGUUUUCAUUCUUAAAAACGUUCUAAACAUAGCUACAGGAACCGCUAUCGCUGUAAACGUUCGUUCAACCUCUAAACUAGUUUGAGUAACCUUCACCACAGGUUAAAAGACCUUUUUAUAGACCUUUUGGUUGUCUUCGUAAACUUUAAUUUGCAAGGUCACGGAUUGACCACGAGGUAAUCAUAUCACUGUUUAGGAUAAAUUCGCAUAACAAUAACUGGUUAAACA
This is a messenger RNA of Actinia tenebrosa (Australian red waratah sea anemone), 1749 nucleotides long. RefSeq names its product sperm microtubule associated protein 1. The record is from RefSeq and is a predicted model, not a curated record. NCBI's taxonomy places the organism in Eukaryota, Metazoa, Cnidaria, Anthozoa, Actiniaria, Actiniidae.